Messenger RNA from Triticum dicoccoides, 1705 nucleotides. RefSeq names its product E3 ubiquitin-protein ligase PUB23-like. Gene Ontology annotation, biological process: protein ubiquitination. The coding region runs from base 223 to 1518 and encodes 431 amino acids. NCBI's taxonomy places the organism in Eukaryota, Viridiplantae, Streptophyta, Magnoliopsida, Poales, Poaceae. The transcript has a single exon. Gene Ontology annotation, molecular function: ubiquitin protein ligase activity. The record is from RefSeq and is a predicted model, not a curated record.
ACCGUCGACUUCUCAGUUCUCUCUCCUUCUAACUCUCGCCCUAUAAAUCCAUCUCUCGUCCGUCUCCUUCGGCUUCAGAAGCUACCUCGCUCGGACGACCAGAGGCAUCCUGUCUACUUGCUAGCUAGAACUUCUCCUAGCUUCAUGCAUGUGUACAUAGCUAGAUAGAUAAACAUAUAUACAGCGCGCGUUGCGUACACGGUGCGAUACGACCAAUAGGCAAUGGAGGGGCUGCCGGCGCAGGUGGAGGUUCCAUCGUACUUCCUGUGCCCGAUCUCCAUGGAGAUCAUGCGGGACCCUGUGACGCUCUCGUCCGGGAUCACCUACGACCGGGAAAGCAUCGAGCGCUGGGUGUUCACCGACGGCCACGGUGAGUGCCCGAUGACCAAGCAGCAGCUCGGUGCCGCCGACCGGGAGCCCACGCCCAACCACACGCUCCGCCGGCUCAUCCAGGGCUGGUGCUCGGUGCACGCGGUCGAGAGGUUCCCCACCCCGCGCGCUCCCAUCGAUGCCGCGCGCGUGGAAACCAUCGUGGACGCGGCCAGGCGGGGGCAGGACCUGCUGGUGGCGUCCCUGAAGGAGCUCGCGGACAUCGUCGCCGAGAGCGAUUGCAACCGGCGCUGCGUCGAGAGCACACCGGGCGCCGUGGCGUUCCUCGUGUCCGUCGUCAAGAAGCACGCCGCAGACGAGACCCCCAAGCCUUUAGAAUCCCAGGAGGAUCAUAUGUUCGGCACCCUGGUCGGGUCGCCAAAGGCGAGCUCGCCGGAGGACGUAGCUUUAAGCAUUCUAUAUUCACUUAGACUCUCCGAGGGAAGCUGGAAGAGAGUCUUGGAACGCGGCGACAAUUUCUUGGAUACCAUGGCGUCCGUGCUGAGGCGGCCAAGCUACCUCUCACGCACGCACGGCAUCCAGCUUCUCAAGGCGGCGGUUUCGGAGAUGCCGCCAUCGCAGCUGACCUCGGCAAGCGCCGAGCUGGUGGAGGGAGUGGUGUCGGUGGUGACAGACAAGCUUUCCGGGAAGGCAGUCAAGAUCGCACUCCAGGUGCUCUGCCGGCUCUGCCUCUGGGGCCGGAACCGCGUCAAGGCCGUCGAGGCCGGCGCCGUCGGGGCACUCGUGGAGUUGCUCCUCGAUGAGUGCUGUGGAGGAAGCAAGCGGGCGUCCGAGCUCGCGAUCGUGGUAAUGGACCAUCUCUGUGGCUGCGCUGAAGGGCGUUUGGAGCUUGUGGCGCACCCGGCAGGUCUGGCGGUUAUGGCGAGGGCUGUGACACGAGUGUCCGCCGCGGGGACGGAGAGCGCGGUGCGCGCCCUGCACGCGGUGGCGAGGCACUCGGCGACCCCAGCAGUGUUGCAGGAGAUGCUGGCGGUCGGGGUGGUGGGGAGGCUGCUGUUCCUGGUGCAGACCGGCGCCGCCGGCGAUCGGCCGAGGGAAAGGGCGAGGGAGAUGCUCAAGAUGCACGCCAGGGUGUGGAGAGGCUCGCCGUGCUUCACGCCAGAACUGAAUGCAUCCUACCCUUCUUGAUAUCACAUGAAAGUAUCUUCUUUGCCUUAUCAUGCAGUUGUCUUUUUAGGUUUCCUAAUCUGGCCAUUUUUGGGUGUGAAGAUUGUAUUGAUUGUUACAACCGACCAGGAAGUUUGAUGCUCUCUGAAACUGGGGAGAACAUUUGCAAAAAUGAGUAUGUUCAAAACUGUACAUUUUGAAGACAACA